Penicilliopsis zonata CBS 506.65 is the source of this 2369-nucleotide messenger RNA. RefSeq lists its product as hypothetical. The record is from RefSeq and is a predicted model, not a curated record. Gene Ontology annotation, cellular component: cytosol. Gene Ontology annotation, molecular function: transketolase activity. NCBI's taxonomy places the organism in Eukaryota, Fungi, Ascomycota, Eurotiomycetes, Eurotiales, Aspergillaceae. The transcript has 6 exons. Bases 261 to 2315 code for a protein of 684 amino acids. Gene Ontology annotation, biological process: pentose-phosphate shunt.
CUUCUCUUCUUCUCUUCUUCUCUUCUUCUUCUCAUAAGUCAUAAGUAGUUAUGCUAUGACUUCAUCUUAGUCAACCCCACCAUCUUCUGCCCCCACCAGAAAAGAAGCACCAACCGCCACGACGACCUCAACCCCUCCAUUGCCCUUUUUCUCCCCUCCCUCCUUUCCUGUCUGGUCCCCGGUGUAUUUAUUGCUUCUUCCCAGGGUUUCUGCUCUGAAUUUUUCUACGUCUUCCAUCUUAGAGUCGAAUUCUUGUCACAAUGGGUUACACCGACGUGGAUCAAUUAGCCAUCAACACGAUCCGCCUGCUGGCGGUCGAUGCCACGGCCAAGGCCAACUCCGGUCAUCCUGGUGCCCCCAUGGGCAUGGCCCCCGUUGCCCAUGUCCUCUUCAACAAGUUCAUGACCUUCAACCCCAAGAACCCCAAAUGGGUCAACCGUGACCGUUUCGUUCUCUCCAACGGCCACGGCUGCAUGCUCCAGUAUGCUCUGCUGCACCUUUUCGGCUACGCCGUCUCCCUCGACGACCUGAAGAACUUCAGACAACUCGACAGCAUCACCCCCGGUCACCCCGAGUCCCACGACACCCCCGGUAUCGAGGUCACCACUGGACCUCUCGGCCAGGGUUUUGCCAACGCCGUCGGUCUGGCCAUUGCUCAGGCCCACACCGGUGCUCUCUUCAACAAGCCCGGCUUCGACCUCAUCAACAACCACACCUACGUCUUCUUCGGUGAUGGCUGCGCCAUGGAGGGUGUUGCCAGUGAGGCCGCCUCCAUGGCUGGUCACCUGAAGCUCGGUAACCUCAUCUGCAUCUACGACGACAACCACAUUUCCAUCGAUGGUGACACCAAGUGCGCCUUCACUGAGGAUGUCAUGGCCCGCUUCGAGUCCUACGGAUGGCACACCGAGUGGGUCAAGGACGGCGACAACGACCUCGAGGCCAUCGAGGCUGCCAUCCGCCGCGCCAAGGAGGUCACCGACAAGCCCUCCGUCAUCAAGCUGACCACCACCAUCGGCUACGGCUCCAAGCUGCAGGGUACCGGCGGUGUUCACGGCAACCCCCUCAAGGCCGACGACAUUGAGGGUGUCAAGAAGCGCUUCGGCUUCGACCCCGCCCAGUCCUUCGUCGUGCCCCAGCAGGUCUACGACAUGUACAACCAGCACGCCGCCGAGGGUGCCGCCGCCGAGCAGAAGUGGAACGACCUCUUCGCCAAGUACGCCUCCGAGUACAAGGCCGAGCACGCCGAUCUCGCCCGCCGUCUGGCUGGCAAGCUCCCCGAGGGCUGGGAGAAGAGCCUCCCCACCUACAAGCCGUCCGACCCGGCCAUCGCCACCCGCAAGCUGUCCGAGGCUGUUCUCGAGAAGGUGCACAGCGUCGUGCCCGAGCUGCUCUCCGGUUCGGCCGACCUGACGGGCUCCAACAACACCCGCUGGAAGAACGCUGUCGACUUCCAGCCCCCGGAGUACGGCAUCGGCGAGUGGUCCGGCCGCUACCUGCGCUACGGUGUGCGUGAGCACGCCAUGGCCGCCGCCAUGAACGGUCUGGCCGCCUACGGCACCGUCAUCCCCGCCGGCGGUACCUUCCUCAACUUCGUCUCCUACGCCGCCGGUGCCGUCCGCCUGUCGGCCCUCUCGCGCGUGCGCACCAUCCACGUCGCCACCCACGACUCCAUCGGCCUGGGCGAGGACGGCCCGACCCACCAGCCCAUCGAGACCCUCGCCCACUUCCGCGCCCUGCCCAACGUCAUGGUCUGGCGUCCCGCCGACGGCAACGAGACCAGCGCCGCCUACUACUCCGCCCUUACCUCCCAGCACACCCCGAGCAUCCUGGCCCUCACCCGCCAGAACCUGCCCCAGCUCGAGGAGUCCACCAUCGAGCGCGCCCUGCGCGGUGGAUACCCCGUCGUCGAGGCCCCCGGCGCCGCCGUCACCAUCGUCUCCACCGGUUCCGAGGUCAGCAUCUGUAUCGAUGCCGCCACCUACCUCAAGGAGAAGCACGGCAUUGUCGCCCGCGUCGUCUCCAUCCCUUGCUUCGAGGUCUUCGACGCCCAGGACAAGGAGUACCGCCUUUCCGUCCUUCCCGACGGUAUUCCCGUCCUCUCCGUCGAGGCCCUCACCACCAUGGGUUGGGAGCGCUACUCCCACGAGCAGUUCGGCCUCAACCGCUUCGGUGCCUCCGGCCCCUACAAGAAGGUCUAUGAGCGCUUCGAGUUCACCCCUGAGGGUAUCUCCAAGCGCGCCAUCAGCACCAUCGAGUUCUACAAGGGUCACUCUGUCCGCUCCCCGGUCAACCGCGCCUUCCAGCAGAUCCUGUAAACAGUCUUCUCUUCCUUCCUUUUUUUUUCUCCUCUUUUCUAUAUUUUUUGAUGA